AUGGCAGUUCUUGCGCAGACACUUGGAUUUGAUUCUCCGCAAAUCAGGGAGCUCAUUGCUCAAUCUCCUGACUGUCAGAUCGCACAUGCUGCACUGGUUAAAGCCCGGAAGCCCGAUCGAUACCGGUAUAACAGUGACAUGCUUGAUAUAAUUAUUGACCAAAUUGUGGACUGCUUUCGCUUAGCUGUUCCUCUUGAUCACCAGCCUUCAAGCGAAUACAUUGACGAUCAUCAGUACAUCUUCUUCAACCAGCUCCACAACAAUAAAGCCUCGGCCAUCUGUAGAGCUUCUGCCUUUUUUGUAAGAAGAUGCGUCUAUUUCGCCUUCUUUGGAAAGUUAGCGGGUGGCUCACUGGAUUCUUUAAUGAGCAUCAAGAGUUCUCCUCCUGGAUCUAUUUCGCCAUCAUCGCUGCUAUUCGUCGGCCAGUCUCCAUUUGGGGAGUCGAGGCAUAACGCCUUCCCUGAUGCCAGUCUCCAUAUCAGCGGAGAAGUAGGUCAGCGUCGCGAAACAGCAAGGGAGGAGCGGCGCCGUCAGAAGCGGGCAGAAAAACAACGGCGGAGGGAAGAAUGA
Aspergillus alliaceus is the source of this 570-nucleotide messenger RNA. RefSeq lists its product as uncharacterized. The record is from RefSeq and is a predicted model, not a curated record. Bases 1 to 570 code for a protein of 189 amino acids. NCBI's taxonomy places the organism in Eukaryota, Fungi, Ascomycota, Eurotiomycetes, Eurotiales, Aspergillaceae. The transcript is spliced from 2 exons.